ACUUUCCUUGCCUUAUGACCCUAAAAAGAAAAGAACUUUCCUUGCCUGUUAAAUUCCAAAUACAAGAUAUGUAUGUUCUGACUCUCUAUCUCUAAAUUAUUGACAUAUCUGAGCUUCUCUUUUCCUUGCUAACAUUAAGAUGAACACUUCUUCCCAAUUUCUCUUCCUUUCACUAAUUGUCAUUUGGUUCAUAUCUCUAUUGGCUUUUGGAGCUACUACUAUUCACCCCGACGAAAAGAAAGCUCUUGAAGCUAUAGCUGAAUCACUUGGUAAGAAGGAUUGGAACUUCGACAUAGAUCCAUGCAGCAACAAACCUAACUGGGCUACACCUAAGCCUACGCCUCUCACUCCCAGAUUGAGUAUUGUAGAGAACAAUGUCACCUGCAACUGCAGUGUUGCUGGUGACAACUUCUGUCAUGUUGUUUCAAUAACUUUGAAAGGGCAAAAUCUCCCCGGCACUCUCCCACCAGAACUGAGCAGGUUGCAUUACCUUCAAAUUAUUGACCUUUCUCGCAAUUACUUGAACGGUACAAUUCCUAAAGAAUGGGGAUCCAUGGCAAAUCUUCUUAACAUUACUCUCCCCUCAAAUCGAUUAACAGGUUCAAUACCAGUGGAGAUUGCAAAUAUAUCUACUCUGAUACAGUUGGACUUAACGGCCAAUCAAUUGUCUGAUAAUAUUCCUGGCGAGCUUGGGAAUUUGACCCAGAUUCGAACACUGCGAUUUUCCUCUAACAAUUUUACUGGAGAACUACCUGCAACAUUGGCCAAGCUCACUACAUUGCUAGAUUUCCAAAUUUCUGACAACCACUUCCCUGGAAAGAUACCUGAUUUUAUUCAGAACUGGACAAAUAUCAAUUCGCUAUCCAUUCAAGGGAGUGGAUUAAGUGGGCCAAUUCCUUCUAAAAUUUCACUUUUGAGAAACUUAACUGACGUGAGAAUUAGUGAUUUGAAUGGAUUUGCAUAUGCACCUUUGCCACAAUUUAAUAACAUGCCAUUGUUAAAAAAUCUGAUUCUGAGGAACUGCAAAAUCAAUGGGACACUGCAUGAUUAUCUUGGGACUAUAUCAACAUUAAAACACUUAGACCUCAGCUUUAACAACAUAAGUGGAGCAAUUCCGAGUACCUAUGCUGAGACGAACGGUGUGAAAUUCAUAUUUUUAACUGGAAACCUUCUCACUGGAUCGUUACCUAAUUGGAAAAAGAACAUCGACGUAGAUAUUUCAUACAAUAACUUAAGCAACAGCCAAGGGAAUCAGAUAUGUCAAAGUGAUAAAGUGAACUUGUUUUCUCCGACAUUGGCACACAAUAACAUAGGAACAAAUUCGUGUUUGAGAGAAUGUCCCAAACCCUUGUACUCCCUUUAUAUAAAUUGUGGUGGAAAGCAAGCAACAGUCAACAAAACAACUUAUGACUAUGAUUCCGAAUCAUCUGGAGCAGCUAAAUUCCAUGUCAGUCCAACAGGAACUUGGGCAUUUAGCACCACCGGUAUAUUCAUUGAUGGUGAUCAACUUGGAGAAACUUAUCCCCCGCAAAAUAUCACUACACUUACUAUGGCAGAUUCUGAAUUGUACACGAAUGCACGUGGUUCUCCUAUUUCUUUGACUUAUUAUGGGUUUUGCCUGGCAAAUGGAAGCUACACAGUGAAACUACAUUUUGCUGAAAUAAUGUUCAGAGAUGAUCAAACGUAUGGUAGUCUCGGAAGGCGCGUAUUUGAUAUCUACAUUCAGGGAAAUUUGGUGCAAAAGGAUUUUAAUAUUGCAGAAGAAGCAGGAGGAGUUGGUAAGAAAGUCAUAAAACUGUUCAAAGAUGUUGAUGUUACUAGUAAUACCUUGGAGAUCCGCCUGUAUUGGGCUGGAAAAGGGACGCAAUCUCUCCCAAAUAGAUCAGUAUAUGGUCCUCUUAUAUCAGCAAUAUCUGUGGAGUCUGCAGACUCUCCACCUGGAAGCAUAUCUGCAGGAGCUGUUGUUGGAAUUGUGGUUGCAGCAACAGUUAUUAUUAUCAUUCUAGUAUUUGGUAUACUUUGGUGGAAAGGAUGUUUUGGAAAGAAAAACUCAUUAGCAAGAGAGCUAAAUAGUUUAGACCUACAGACCGGUUUAUUUUCCUUAAGACAAAUCAAAGCAGCGACAAAUUACUUUGAUAUUUCCAAUAAGAUUGGAGAAGGAGGAUUUGGUCCUGUGUACAAGGGAUGUUUACCCAAUGGGACAUUGAUAGCAGUCAAGCAACUUUCUUCUAAAUCAAAGCAAGGGAAUCGUGAGUUUUUAAAUGAGAUAGGCAUGAUUUCUGCUUUGCAACACCCUUAUCUUGUUAAACUCUACGGUUGCUGUAUGGAGGGAGAUCAGUUGUUGCUGAUAUAUGAAUACUUGGAAAACAAUAGUCUAGCUCGUGCUUUAUUCGGUCCAGAGGAACACCAAAUUAAAUUAGAUUGGUCUACGAGGCAGAAAAUUUGUGUUGGCAUUGCUAAAGGUUUGGCAUACCUCCAUGAAGAAUCAAGACUGAAGGUUGUUCACAGGGACAUCAAGGCCACUAAUGUAUUGCUUGCUACGGAUCUCAACCCAAAGAUAUCUGAUUUUGGUUUGGCCAAGCUGGAUGAGGAGGAUAAUACUCACAUUAGUACCAAAAUUGCUGGGACCUAUGGAUAUAUGGCUCCUGAAUAUGCAAUGCAUGGUUAUUUGACGGACAAAGCAGAUGUUUAUAGUUUUGGAAUUGUUGCCUUGGAGAUCGUUAGUGGAAGGAGCAACACCAUGCAUCGGGCAAAGGAGGAAGCAUUCUAUAUUCUUGAUUGGGCACAUUUGUUGAAAGAGAGAGGUGACCUAAUGGAGCUAGUUGAUAGAAGAUUAGGUUCAGAUUUCAACAAAAAAGAAGCUAUGGUGAUGAUCAAUGUGGGUCUCCUAUGCACCAAUGUAACUUCAACCCUUAGGCCUUCCAUGUCGUCAGUUGUAAGUAUGCUUGAAGGAAGGACUGUGGUUCCAGAACUUGUUUCAGGUUCAAGUGAAGUAAUGGAUGAAAAGAAGUUGGAAGUAAUGAGGCAGCAUUACCAUCAGAUUGACGAAACUACGAUAACUAAGUCACAAACACAAAGUCAAAGUUUAUCAAUUGACGGGCCAUGGACUGCUUCAUCUUCAUCAACUGACCUUCAUCCUAUCCGCAAUGAUUCUUCCUAUCGGGAAGAAAGAAAUUAAUAGUCUUUAUCGAUAAAUAAUUGCAUUUAGUGUCAUGUGCCAAGUAUUAUGAAGUCAAAAUACAAAUACUGAUAAACAAUUCCAUCACAUGUGAAAGUUCAAACUCCUAAUACAUAUACUUAGCAAGGCUCACAGGAUUAGAACUAAGAAAACUAUUUAUUAGCUUCUUCAAAAAAAAGAAAACUAUUUAUUAUUGAAAAGCACAUGCAGCAGUUCUCGGGGCUGUCUGUUCGAUUGUUAUCUAAACAGCACUUCGUUAUAUUGGUGCCUAAGAUGUACAGAAAGACAGCGGUUCUGAUGCAAAUAUAGGAUAGAAGUUUUGUAUUGUUGCUAUAAGAGAUUAUGGUUCUUACCUUAAUGUCACAAAGAGAAUACUUUUACAUGUAA
This is a messenger RNA of Trifolium pratense (red clover), 3565 nucleotides long. RefSeq names its product probable leucine-rich repeat receptor-like serine/threonine-protein kinase At3g14840. Gene Ontology annotation, molecular function: protein kinase activity; protein binding; ATP binding. NCBI's taxonomy places the organism in Eukaryota, Viridiplantae, Streptophyta, Magnoliopsida, Fabales, Fabaceae. The transcript is spliced from 25 exons. The coding region runs from base 140 to 3178 and encodes 1012 amino acids. The record is from RefSeq and is a predicted model, not a curated record. Gene Ontology annotation, biological process: protein phosphorylation.